Messenger RNA from Ananas comosus (pineapple), 1418 nucleotides. RefSeq names its product WD repeat-containing protein VIP3. The transcript has 2 exons. NCBI's taxonomy places the organism in Eukaryota, Viridiplantae, Streptophyta, Magnoliopsida, Poales, Bromeliaceae. Gene Ontology annotation, molecular function: protein binding. Gene Ontology annotation, cellular component: Cdc73/Paf1 complex. Bases 152 to 1117 code for a protein of 321 amino acids. The record is from RefSeq and is a predicted model, not a curated record.
AUUAGGGUUUUGUCGCCCCCGGAAUCCUUUUUAGGGUUUAUCUCCUCUCCUCUCUCCGCCCCUUUCCUUCGAUCCCCUUCGUCCCCUCGACCUCUCCCCUCCCCUCCCCCGAAACCCUAGCUCUCUCGAUCGUGGGGGGUAGGGUGCGGCCAUGAAGCUCGCGGGGCUCAGAUCGGUGGAGAACGCCCACGACGAGUCGAUCUGGGCGGCGGCGUGGGUCCCCGCCACCGACUCCCGCCCCGCGCUCCUCCUCACGGGCUCCCUCGACGAGACCGUGCGGCUCUGGCGCCCCGACGAGCUCGCCGCGGUGGCGCCGCCCUCGCGCGGCCACGCCCUCGGCGUCGUCGCCGCCGCCGCCCACCCCUCCGGCGCCCUCGCCGCCGCCGCCUCCCUCGACAGCUCCGUCCGCGUCUUCGACGUCGACUCCAACGCCUCCGUCACCUCCCUCGACGCCCCCCCCUCCGAGGUCUGGGGCUUGCAGUUCGACCCCAAGGGCACUGUUCUUGCCGUAGCCGGCGGUGGGAGCGCCAGUGUGAAGCUGUGGGACACCUCCACAUGGCAGCUGAUCGCCACCCUCGCCGUUCCUCGCCCGGAUCGCGCGCGCCCCGACCGAACAGGCAGCGGCAAGUUCGUCCUCUCCGUGGCGUGGAGCCCUGACGGCCGGCGUCUCGCCUGUGGCUCGAUGGACGGCACGGUCGCCGUGUUCGACGUGGCCCGCGCGAAAUUCCUCCACCACCUCGAGGGCCACCACAUGCCGGUCCGCUCCCUCGUCUUCUCCCCUAUCGACGCCCGCGUGCUUUUCACGGCUUGCGAUGACACUCACGUUCACAUGUACGACGCCGAGGGGAAGAGCUUGGUGGGGGCAAUGUCGGGGCACGCGAGCUGGGUGCUGAGCGUGGAUGCUAGCCCUGAUGGCGCUGCGAUCGCGACGGGGUCAAGCGAUCGGACGGUCAGGCUCUGGGACCUCAGUACGAGGACUGCGGUGCAGACGAUGACGAACCACACGGAUCAGGUGUGGGCUGUGGCUUUUCGCCCGCCGGGUGGUACAGGGGUGCGGGCCGGGCGGCUCGCGAGCGUGUCGGACGACAAGAGCAUCUCGUUAUACGAUUACUCGUAGCACCGCCCGAGGAGCGAGGAGAGGAUAUAAAACCUUUGUUACUUUCUUUUCGAUUGGGUUGAAGGAAAACUAACAUCAUUAAACAUUGAGAAGCAGAGACUUUUGGUUUCUGCAUGUGUACCAUGGUGUUGCAGUUCCUGUGAUUUUGCCCUUAACCUGAAUCAAUUUAAGUAAUUCGGAAAUUACUAGUUUUUAGUCUCCUCGGAUUGCGCGCUCCUGAAAGUAUUUGGCAACAUGAAUUCCUUUGUUUUCGUAUUUUCAAAAGAAAAUAUGAGAUAUUUAUUUGUGCUUGAUUUUGCAA